AUGCAUCGCCAAAGCAAGCCCUCGGGGUGGCGGCUCGUCGAAGCGGGCUUGACAGUCGCGUUCUUGCUCUCCACAGCAGCGACAGCGGCCGAGACGACCGCAUCGGAACUGCCCUUCGUCUUCAAUUCCGGCCAAUAGUGAGCCCACAGUUUACGAUUCUUUUCCAAAGAAAAGUGUGCUUAAUGCUGAACUCCCUCUUCAUACAUUUAUAACCUAACCCCACCGUGGUGAUCAUCAGCUCACGCUACAAACCUUUGAGCGAGUAUUCUCGUCCUCCGUCCCGAUGCACCGUCGAGCAGGUAUGUACAGACUUCUAAAGCAAGAGAGAGCGGUAAAAUGCUCUUUGCUCUACGAAGCAAUAAAACUCAUAGGACUGCGUCUCCGCCAUUGCUUCCUAGGUCAUCGUCCUCCAGCGCGGCGGAGCGAGUCUUCCCGACAGCAAAUUGGGGACUUCGAUCCAAGCUUCGCUCGCCAAGGUCGUGGGUAAGGGCAACUACUCCCGAACGGAGAUGGACUUUCUCGGUAACUAUACUUUCGACAUGGGCUCGAACGGGGCGUUACUUCCCUAUGGAGAAGCACAGUGAGUCUUGUUGGAUACUACUCGCCAAGCAGCCUAAAUCAGUGGUUCGCUCACCGAUUACCGCCGGCCCCUAGAUCGAAACAAGCGGGCGUACAGGUCCGCAAGAGGUACUGUCAUUCCAAAGGUCUUACCGAAAGCGAAUGUGCGAACUAUUGGAUCUCCACCACGGUAAACCUUCAACCCUUCCCCUUGGCGAUCUCCUCCGGAGUGGACUCGGGGAAAGCUUCCGUGCUCAUUCUGCGCCCUCUCUGGUGAACCUCACAGGACUCAUCAGCUCUGAUCGACUCGGCUAAAAACUGGGCUAACGGACUCAUGGAGGGGACCGGCAAAUCUACCCGCUCACCACGCAUCAUCCCCGAAGGUGAUCACCUCAACAACACGCUCGCGGCAAAAUGUCCCAAACUCGUUAGUUCGGUCCCGAGUGCGCAGCAACAAUGGAGGGACGUAUGGACACCGGCGGUCAUUCAGAGGUUGCAAUCUGGGCAGAGCUAUGGUUUGAAUAGCACAGUGAGUUUGAAGGGUCGCGUUACAACAUAUCCUCGCGGCUUGUGACGAAAGACGGUCCUAACCCACCAUCGUUGACUCCUCAAACCAAGGACAUCAUCAACUUUGCCCAUCUCUGCGCCCUCGAAUCCCUCGCCACCUCGGACCUAUCGCCCUUUUGCGACCUCUUCUACCCCUCCGAAUGGUCCUCCAUCGAAUACGACGCCGACCUCGAAAAAUACUACUCCCAUUCAUACGGUGCCCCUCUCUCUCGUUCCCUAGCCGUAGGCUACCUCCACGAACUCUUGACACGAUUAACGAAAAGUCCAUCCUUCGUGGAGAAGGAUCGAACGACGGUGAACAAUACCUCGGAUGCGAGAGAAUCAACCUUCCCGCUCGAUCGAUCGCUUUACCUCGAUUUCACUUCCGACGAUCAAUUACUCGCCCUUUUAACCCUCCUCAAUUUAUUCCAUGACGCUCCCCUAAGUCCCACUUUACCCUGUCCUAUGCGAUCGUUCGUCACGAGUCGAUUGAUCCCUUUCGGUGCGAGCUUGGUCGUCGAACGUUUGGCGUGUUCGGGUAAUGGUUUUUGGGAUGAUCUCGCGGCGAAAUUCAGUGGGCUACCGACUCGUUUCGUGAGAGUUGUGGUCAAUGAUCGGGUCAUGAAUUUGGCGGGCAUUUGUCCAGAGGUACGUCGUAGAAGAAGUCUACUUCCCCACUCCCUUUCCCCACCCACGCAACCACUAAAUCACCGUUCUCAACGAUCCUUAUUUUUAGGACGAACUCGCCGAAAGUGAUACGAUCUGUCGUCUCGUCGCGUUCCAUAAAUCACUCACUCCAACGCUCCAAGAAGCGACGAAGGAAUUCGCGCGAUGCGCGUACGUUCCCGCGAAUCUUUGGGAGGGGUUACCGAGGAAGAAGUUCCAGUCGGGGUUGGGGAUUUAG
Messenger RNA from Microbotryum saponariae, 2008 nucleotides. The record is from the annotation of a GenBank genome assembly. Lineage: Eukaryota; Fungi; Basidiomycota; Microbotryomycetes; Microbotryales; Microbotryaceae.